This is a messenger RNA of Scheffersomyces coipomensis, 796 nucleotides long. RefSeq lists its product as uncharacterized. Lineage: Eukaryota; Fungi; Ascomycota; Pichiomycetes; Serinales; Debaryomycetaceae. The record is from RefSeq and is a predicted model, not a curated record. The transcript has a single exon. Bases 106 to 735 code for a protein of 209 amino acids. Gene Ontology annotation, molecular function: peptidyl-tRNA hydrolase activity.
UUUUCGUUAUGCUAAAUUGGUUUAAGCUGCGAUUAUCUUUAAUUUUUGCAUUAAUCAUCAGCAUCACCAACUCCAGCUAGAUUCUUUAGGAACUAUAUAUAACAAAUGGAUAAGAGGUUGAUACUAUUCUCAGUAGGGAAUCCAGGUCCAUCAAACAGACAUUCAACAGGUCAUUUGAUGUUAAAAGAAUUAGUCAGUUAUUUUGAUGUAAAACAACUUCAGAAGAAAUCACCACUUUAUUCCAUAACUUCGAAUGAUGAUCAUAGUUUGAUAUUGGUUAAAUCAAAUAGUUAUAUGAACGAUUCAGGUAAGGCAUUCAAGAAAUUCAUUGAAUCUGAAAGAAUCAACCUUGCUUCCACUGAGAAUUUGAUCCUUAUUCUAUAUGAUGAUUUCGAGAAUAAAAUUGGUAAUGUUAAAUUAUCUACUUUUAAGAACCAUGAAUCCCAUAAUGGGAUCAAAAGCAUUCAAACAAGUUUAACCCAAGCGAAUAAUAAUAAUAAUGGUGUGGUGUUUAAUCUAGGGAUAGGGAUUGGUCCUAAGCCAAACAAUGCAUCACGAGAUACGAUGGCGUCUUGGGUACUAUCUGAUUUUAAACUUGAAGAGAAACAAAUCAUCGAAACAGUUGGUUUAGAUGUUUUGACUACAUACUUAGGGGAGAUUAUAGAAGUUAAUGGAGAUAUAAAGGAUUGUAAUAAAUUCAAUGCUCACAUGGCAAAGAUGUUAAAAGGUAAUUAAUAGAGGGAUAUAAGGUAACGAUAAACGUAAAAAAGUCAUAAAUUAAAGUCAUUCAUUAGUA